GGCUGUGGAUUUCCUGGAUACAAUGCGCACCUAUUUAGGAAAUUGCAAACCGAAUGAAACUAGGGAAUUUGUAUAUGCAGUGUCAGUGACCCUAAAGGCACGCUGGUUCACGACACGUAAUGAUUCUAAGGCGGGACUAUUCGAAAAAUGCGACAAUGUCACAAGUGCUGUGGAUGUCAAUCCCUACUCGGUAUGCAGCAGUGGAGCCCAUGGGCAGUACCGGUACGACCCCGCGUACAAGUCCGGCAUUUUCUCCAACAGCACUCACGCACUGACAGUCGAAACAGAGCAGAGUAUAAAAGCUAAGCUGUGCUCCGUGAAGGCAGAGUUCAUCGACACAAACUACGGCGUUGCUGUGUACGACAUCGACGCAGACAUGGACAAGAGUGCUUGUGACAAAGUGGAAUACACUGGCCAAUAUAAAAGGCUGAAGCUUAUCAGGAAGAUAAAUGACUUCAUGAAGGCUUACACAAAGAAAUCUAUGAAAUCACAGUGUGAGAACCUUUAACGCGAACGAUAAGGACAUCAGCCGCUUUUUAGAUCGCGGUGCCUAUUAAACGUAUGAAUUCUUUUAACAUAACACUAUACGAACGAGGGUGCCUGGUGGUUUCUUAUACAUUGUUUGCUAUCAGACCGAACUACUGCUUCAAUGUUGAUAACGUAUACCUUUAGUUUCAACUUCCUACGCGCAUUUUAAACAUUCCGGGGCCUUCUUUCUCUGUAACUUAGUAUUUCUUGU
This is a messenger RNA of Dermacentor albipictus, 739 nucleotides long. Lineage: Eukaryota; Metazoa; Arthropoda; Arachnida; Ixodida; Ixodidae. The record is from RefSeq and is a predicted model, not a curated record.